This is a messenger RNA of Octopus sinensis (East Asian common octopus), 528 nucleotides long. Its product is annotated as deaminated glutathione amidase, chloroplastic/cytosolic-like. The record is from RefSeq and is a predicted model, not a curated record. Bases 1 to 528 code for a protein of 175 amino acids. The transcript has a single exon. Lineage: Eukaryota; Metazoa; Mollusca; Cephalopoda; Octopoda; Octopodidae.
AUGUUGACUCGAAUAGCGGCCAUACAGCUUCAAUGCACAAGCAAUAUCGAUCAAAAUAUCUCAAAAAUUACUCAUCUUGCAAAACAGGCUCAAAAUGCCGGUGCAAAAAUGGCAUUUCUCCCCGAAUGCUUUGAUUUCGUUGAGUCGUCAGUCGAAGAAUCUUACAGUCAAGCAGACCUGAUUACCGGACGAGUCAUCACCCAAAUCUGUUCUUUGGCUAAAGAAUCAAAAAUGUGGUUUUCAUUGGGCGGUUUUCAUACAAAAUUUCAUGUUGGAAAUUUGAUAUCCCCAAGAUUAAAAAACACGCAUCUCAUAAUUGAUUCAGACGGGAAAAUAGUGGAAACAUACCAAAAAAUUAAUCUUUUUGAUAUGCCUGGGAAAUAUCAAGAAAGUGAAGUCAUUGAUGGUGGGAAUACACUCGUAUCGCCCGUGGAAACUCCCGCGGGUUUGUUAGGACUUCAAAUAGUAAAAAAACGUUUUAAAACAUUGCUUAGUGCUUUGAUCUACGUUUUCCAGAAUUUGCUCUAA